AUGAUGAAGCCCGGCUCCCGCAAGCGCCUCGCCUCGUCGCCUGCGCCGUCGGCCCCCGUCACGCUGCCGCCCCCGGGUUUCGUGGCGGACAGGGAGGAGGCGGCCGCCCUUGUGGAGCGGCUUCUCCAGUACGAGUUCAACAAGCGCUCCCUGCUCGAGGAGGCGCUCACCCACCAGUUCUUCUCCAGCGGCGGGGCUGCCUCCUACCAGAGGCUCCAGUUCAUCGGGGACGCGGCGCUCGGCCUCGCCUUCUCCAACUUCCUCUACCUCACCAACCCCACCGUCGGCCCCGGCGCGCUCUCCACGCUCCGGGCCGCCAACAUCUCCACCGAGAAGCUGGCGCGCGUCGCCGUGCGCCACGACCUCUACCCGCUGCUCCGACGCAACUGCCCUCGCCUCGAUCUCUUGGUAGGCCAGUUUAUCCAGUCAGUGAAACAAGAGUUAGGGGAUGACCUUGGCACUACGCCCUAUGGUGGCACUGUAUUUAAGGCUCCCAAGGUGCUUGCUGAUAUAGUCGAGGCCAUUGCUGCUGCUGUCUAUGUGGAUUGCAACUUUAAUCUUGAGAAGCUCUGGAAGGUAACAAGGUUCCUCUUUGAGCCCAUUGUCACGGCAGAAACAAUUGAUGAGCAACCCGUGUUUACGUUGCAUGAACUGUGCCAGAAACAUGGGAAAGAUAUAAAAUUCAAGACUUGGCAGAAGGGUGGAACAACGGUUGUAAAUGUAUUUGUUGGUGGGGCACUUGUUGGGAUGGGCUCCUCAGAGCAGAUGGUAAUCGCUAAGCUCAAUGCCACACGGGAUGCAUUAAGCAAGCUUCUUGGUGGAGGCAAUCAGCAAGUGUUGACAAUUGGAGUUGGGCAUGGAUCGGAGGUUGAGGUUGGAGAGCUUAGGGAAUGCAAGCAGAAGCUUAUUGAGCAGUGCAGCAGGAAGCAUUGGCCAAAACCCAUCUUUAAGUAA
Messenger RNA from Triticum aestivum (bread wheat), 954 nucleotides. Its product is annotated as ribonuclease 3-like protein 2. The record is from RefSeq and is a predicted model, not a curated record. The transcript has 3 exons. Gene Ontology annotation, cellular component: nucleus; cytoplasm. The coding region runs from base 1 to 954 and encodes 317 amino acids. Gene Ontology annotation, biological process: siRNA processing. NCBI's taxonomy places the organism in Eukaryota, Viridiplantae, Streptophyta, Magnoliopsida, Poales, Poaceae. Gene Ontology annotation, molecular function: RNA binding; ribonuclease III activity.